AUGAAUGAGAAACAGGCCUUUGUCGACGAAGAUACUUCACACGCCUCAGAAGGGGAGGUGAUGAGGCCUCUUCUGUCACCGUCCACACGUCAUUACACAUUCACUCCGCAACGGACCCAAGCCCCGCCGCGCGCUUGGGAACGGCGUCCUGCAACACCAUAUGUGCCGCGAACCGAGGCGCAGAAAAUAUGGAAACGCGUCCCCCUUGGAGCGAUCGAUCUGAGCGAUGGCCACAGCUGGAGAAAAGUGCCUCAACCAGCGGACAGAAGGUCGGUGAAAAGAUUGAGAGUUGCCCAGACCAAUGGAGAAGACAAGGAAAACGAAGACUAUGUGACUUCCAAAUGGGAUGAAGAUGGCAUGGUAGCAAACAGUCCUAAGCGCAAGCUGUUUGGCUAUGAUGGAGCCACACAAGGGGAAACAACAAGCGACGAAUCUGACGAACCAUCCACCAGGAUUUCAAGGGACAGCAAUGGUCGCAGCGACAAGGAUGACAAUGUCAUCAAUGAACAAACGGAACGGGACCCUGCUAUCGCAACAAGUGUUGAGGAUGUGGAUGUCUCUAUUUCUAUUCCAGCUGUCCAAAUCAGUAAUGGAGACAAUGGAACUUCUUCUCAGGAGGCGAGAGAUCCUUUGGUCCCGGAGCCAGUGUCGUCAGAAUGCGUUGACAGUGUAAACUCAAGUGCCUCCUCCCUUCCGGAGGCAACGCCAUCCGAUCACAACCUAUCCACUUUCAAGAGCAACGCCCAACCAUGCAGUCCGCAAGCAGAAACCGAACCUCAAAGACUAUCGCAUGAAGGCAGCGAUGUUCCACGGCUUGGUGAAGUGGUCAACUUCCCGAUCGACCACGAUGAUUUUCCUUUCUUGCAGAAUUUCUUGUCUCAACGUCAAGCAAGGAAAGCAGCGAAAAUGGAGACUGCUCAAGAAGACGCUCAGCAGCCUGUCGGUCCGGAAGAAGUAGCAGAUCAGAUCACGCAAGAGCCCGCUACUGCUCCUCCGCAGGGCAUGGAGCAGCCGGUCAAUGGAGCCAUGGGAGACAUGAAUACCACCCUUUCAGGCCAUGUUAACAGCGACCCCACAACAGGUCACGACCAGAGCGUGGCACUCGAGCCUGAUCAGGGAGUGGAUGCCAACAUCUCGUCGCCCUGCCGGCGUAGCUCACGGCUCAACACGAAACUGGCCGGACCGAAGAGACCGGUUGCAACAUUACCAAGCAAUAUCUCUCUCAAACGCCUCAACGGGAAUGAAUUUAUCGCCACACAACGCGAAGGACAGUCCUUGGCCAUUGUCACGCGAAGUAACACGAAGCGCAACAAGGGGCCUGCAGUGUCAGUUAAGGUGAAAUUGAUUCAGCUGCGUGCUGAAGCGGAAGCAAGAGGAUUAAACGCCACAGCUGCUACCCCAAUUGGCAAUUAUGGAGCAGAUGGGACAAAAAAGGCCGCGACACGGGUCAAAUGGGAUGGCAUACUUGCUCGCUUUGAGGACGGAAGUGUGGUCGAGAAUAUGCCAGACGUGGAGGCACCUUGUGAAGCCGCCAAGGAGACGGGAUGCGACUCUGGAGACGUUGCAGCAGAAGAUCAGCCACCGCAUGAGCCGCGGAAAGCUGAAGAUGAGGCCCAAGCACAGGAGAAGCCAGCCAGAAAGGUUCGGAAGCUGAGGAAGCUGAAUGCCGGUACAGUCAACGGGACGCCGGCACCGAAGAGAACCACGAGCAUACCGGUUCCUGCCAGGGCAAGCUCAGCAGAGAAGCCAUCCGAUGUCAGCAUCAAUGGCAAAGGACCUCGAACUAGCGAAGCCAAGGCUGUGGGAUGCGAAAGGCGGGCGCAAAGCCGCCCGCAGAGACGUCUGGGUACGUGUGCCUGA
This is a messenger RNA of Capronia coronata CBS 617.96, 1860 nucleotides long. RefSeq lists its product as uncharacterized. The record is from RefSeq and is a predicted model, not a curated record. The transcript has a single exon. The coding region runs from base 1 to 1860 and encodes 619 amino acids. Lineage: Eukaryota; Fungi; Ascomycota; Eurotiomycetes; Chaetothyriales; Herpotrichiellaceae.